This is a messenger RNA of Vespa mandarinia (Asian giant hornet), 2534 nucleotides long. RefSeq names its product WD repeat-containing protein 43. Gene Ontology annotation, cellular component: nucleolus. Gene Ontology annotation, molecular function: protein binding. Gene Ontology annotation, biological process: maturation of SSU-rRNA from tricistronic rRNA transcript (SSU-rRNA, 5.8S rRNA, LSU-rRNA). The record is from RefSeq and is a predicted model, not a curated record. NCBI's taxonomy places the organism in Eukaryota, Metazoa, Arthropoda, Insecta, Hymenoptera, Vespidae.
UAUGUGGUGGAAGUGAGAAACCUUAAAGAGAAACAAAAGAAAAAGUAGGGAUAAGAAGCGAUUGGCUAUGCGAGUCAAAUUUAGCACGUGUAUACGUUCUGUAGUAUACGUUGAAACGUAUAAACGUUGUAAAAUAUACGUUGAAACGUGUAAGCGUUGAAAGCUUAUUUCUUCUAUUUUAUCAAUAAAUUUAAAAAUGUAAACUAGAUGUUCAUAAUUAUUAACAUACUUCUAUUGAAAUUUAUAUAUAAUCUGAUACUUGAAAUUUAAAAAUAAUAGUUACAUAUUAUACGACGCCGAUAUAGAGGCAGUUAUAGUAGCGGUCAAAAUGGCGAACGCGGCUUGUACCACGUUUUCUCAAGACGGUCAAUAUUUUGCUUAUUGUGGCAGUGAUGGAAAAUUGAAGAUUUGGGAGGUAGCAACGAGCAGACUCAAGCAAGAAUACGUACCAAAUUUACAUCUUUAUUCGCCAUGUAGUGUCUUAUGUUGGAUCUCCGUAAAUACUCAGGCAACAAGCACGUCGCUCUCACCAUGGAAGAAACGCAGAAGGAAGUUGAUCUCAGAAGAAAUAGAACAAAAAGGAAUUAUUGCUAUGGGAUCUGUAAAUGGAAAGAUCACUUUAUAUGAUACUGCAGCUGCUACUGUUUGUGGUCAAUUAGAAAAUGGCCAUUCUUCAUGUGUAACAGCUUUGACUUGGUCGGCAAAUUGUGGUUUAUUUACAGCCGCUGAUGAUUAUCAUAUAGUUGAAUGGAAUAUUAAAGAAAAUGGGAUAAAGUGUAAGUGGAAAUCUGGUAAAGCGAAAGUUACAGCCUUAGCAGUGAUGCAAGAUGGAAAAUCUAUGAUCUCUGCAGAAAGAAUAAUCAAAUGGUGGAAUUUGUCCACAAAACAAAUCAUUAGGACUUUUACUGGACAUGCUGGUCAAGUUACUUCAUUAAAUCCAAUAACAGUGAACAAAAACGCCAGUUAUUUAAUCAGCGGAGCAUGUGAAGAUGGAUAUCUUAGUAUAUGGGCGUUAGAUGAAACCAAAAAUGAUAAAUGCCCUAUGGCUACAUUAGCGAUGCAAGAUGAAGCUUUAUCUGUUUCUGUACAUGUGAAUGAAGAGUCUCAAGUGAUGGUGUUAGCCAUUACUAGGUCAGGACAAGCACAUAUCUUUAAAUAUCAACCUAAUGGACGUUCUAAGCCAUUGAAGCCUACACUGACUAUUGCAGUUGCUUCGGAUGUACAUCAGAAAGAAACUAUACAACAGAUUCCUAUUCUUAUGGCAAAAUUGAUAGAAAAUGAAAAAUUAUUAUUAGCAUAUGGUUCUUACAUCAAUCCGACAUUUGAGAAAGUUACACCAGACUUUUCAGAUAAAAUACAGUAUUUAAUACGUUCUGAAGUAAAAAGAACAAAAGAAAGGAAAGAAGAAUCAGUUACAAAAGUAAAAGCCACCAUUACAGAAGAUAAUGUAGAAUAUUUAGCGCCUGGAACAGGGAGUACACCAAUAAAAAGAAAUAGAACCAGUUCAGCAGGCUCUCAAUUACCUUUGAAAGAUAGAUUGGAAAAUCUUAGUUUGAAUGUAGAAACAAAUGCUAUAGGCAGGACUCCUUCGAAAGGAGCUAAUAUGAUACAAUUGUUAAUGCAGGGAUUAAACAGCAAAGAUAGGACAAUAUUAAAUAAUGUAUUAUUUACUAAAAAUGAAAGAAUAAUUAGGAACACUAUUGCCAAAUUACCUAUCCAGGCAAUAACACCUUUGCUUAAAGAAUUAUGUGCAAUGUUACAAGGCAAAACAUAUCCGAGUAAGAUUGCUACUAUGUGGUUACAAAUAUUGAUAACAACGCAUGCAGCACACUUCCUAUCACAUCCAAAUAUUGGAGAAUCACUCAGUCCUAUUUUGAGUUUGAUCGAUGCAAAGCUAAUGUUAUUGACACAAAUAUCAAGAUUAAGAGGACGCGUUUCGCUUAUAACCGGACAAAUUACCAGAAGCAAAGAAGAACAAGACAAUAAUAUAAUGGAGGACACUUUGCUUGUUUAUCAAGAUGCAGAUUCAUCUGACGAAGGUCCGGCUUUGGAUGAGGUAGAUUUAGAGAGUGAAUCAGAUGAGAAUUGGGAGGAAAUGUCCGAUCAAGAAGAGCAAGAAGAACAAGAAGAGCAAGAAGAGCAUAAUGAAGAUGACAAUAAAAGUGUUAUAUCUAAAGACGAAAAUGACUUUAUAAGCAGUUGAAUUUUUAUUAUCAUUACCCAAUUUCGAGUUCCUGAGAGCAGUGAAUAGUAAAUAUGAGUGGCGCCAACAGUAUGGUAUAAAAUCCUUAAAUGGAAUUCAUCUACAAAUUGAACCCCAAGAUUGAAAUUUAAGAUGUAAUUUUAAAAUCUGUUUAAGGUUUAUACCAAAUAAUUAUUCAUAAUACUUAUUGUAAAAACUGAUACAUAAUGAAAACCACAUGUAAAGCUCGAAAAUGACAUAUUCCUACUUUUUCAUAAUGCCACACUUCUUAAAUAUAUUACAAGCAUAAAAUCGAAUUGUACAUAUUAAAGAAAUAUUCGUUUAUCAUCAA